Molecule: messenger RNA, 1620 nt
Organism: Lizanozyma spartinae
Lineage: Eukaryota; Fungi; Ascomycota; Pichiomycetes; Serinales; Debaryomycetaceae
Product: putative hydrolase
Exons: 1
Coding region: 1-1620 (539 amino acids)
Molecular function (GO): monoacylglycerol lipase activity
Source: RefSeq, a predicted model, not a curated record
AUGUCAACUGAGCAACAGCCAGCUCACAUUUUCAUCCUUUGUCAUGGAUUAUGGGGUAAUCAGAAACAUAUGGGUACGAUUGAAAGUGCCAUCAAGGAUAUGUUACCGGAUUCAUCUAAAGAGAAGAUCUUGACUCUUUCGCCUUCAACAUAUGCUUACUACAAAUCAUAUGAUGGGUUAGAAAUUAUUGGUAGCAAGGUUGUUAGUGAGAUUUUAUAUUGGAUUAAGAACUUAGAGAAGGAUGAAAAUUAUAAGGUGGUCAAAUUCUCUAUAGUGGGGUAUUCUUUAGGAGGUUUAAUAUCAAGAUACGUUAUUGGAGAGUUGUAUAAGAUUGGAUUUUUUGAAUCUAUUGAGCCGAUUUAUUUCACGACAUUCGCUACACCUCAUGUGGGGAUCCAAUUCUAUGAUAAAGGGUUAUUUCCUAAAAUAGCCAAUACUUUGGGUCCUUAUUUAUUUGGGUAUAGUGGUAGAGAAUUAUUUAUUGCUGAUAAAGAGAAGCUUUUGGUUACCAUGUCAACUCCAGAUUCACCUUAUUAUAAAGCUCUUAAAUCAUUUGAAUUAAGAUUGGCUCUUGCUAAUAUAAAAAAUGAUAGAACAGUGGCCUUCUAUACAUCUUUUAUUACUGAUUAUUCACCUUUCAAUCAGUUUAAUGCUAUUAAAGUCAAAUAUUUAAAGAAUUUACCUCAGGUCACUAUUGGUAAUGCAUUGGUUAGACCAAAAUUCGUUGAUUUGAAACGAUCACAAGUUCUUACACCAGAACAAAUCCAAGGGUUCGAAGGUAACAAGCAAGAAAACACGAGCUUGAUAAGAAGAAAUAAAUACUUGCGGUAUUCAUUGAUGAUUUUCCUUGCUAGUUUUAUAUUACCAUUUUGGAUACCAUUUGUGCUAACUUCAACUAUAUGUGGUACAAUUUUUAGUAUCGUCAAGAUCAAAUUCUUUAGAAGCUAUGGAUAUUAUCAAGAGAACUCCAGUGAACGAUGGUUGAAGUUAAUGGAUAAAGAUCAUCCUACUGAAACAAAUUAUUCUCAAGAUGAUGAAGAAAAUGCUUUUACUGGAGGGACAGCUCAACUUAUGGAAAAUACUUUUGAAGGAUUCUUGAAUGUGGAAGAUAGAAUGAUUGGACACUCCGAAUUGAAAACUACAGAUGAUAAUGAAGAUGAGGAGGAGGAUACUUAUUCUUCAAGUAGUACUAGUGGAGUCAGUGGUAAAUCAAGUCGAGACAAUUUAUUACCUGAUUCAGAUAUGCCAGUUCCUAAAACAAUUUUAGAAACUUUCACUAAGAAUUCUCGUCCUCUUGUUAAAAUAGACUUAAAGGCCUAUGAAAACUCCAUUUUGGAACAUUGGAAGAUGAUUUGUCUGGCCAAUGAAGUUGAAAAGUAUUCUACAUUUAAGGAAAAAACAAGAUUACCAUUGAAUCAAGAACGUCAAUUCAUUGUUGAAUCAUUGAAUGAUUUAGGAUGGCUUAAAUUAGCCAUAUAUAUUGAUGCAUGGAAUGCACAUGAUGGUAUUGUUUCCAGAAGAGGAAUCCGAUCUAAUAAUAAGGGAUCUGCCACUGUUUAUUUAUGGUGCACUAUUCUUCGCCUUCAUUUACGUAAUGAGCUUCCAGAAGAGGAGAAAUGA